AUGAACAUUUAUACCUCUUACAAAUAUGAAGUUUACAUUAUCUCAUUAAUUAAUGAGGAAACCAUCACGGCUGACUGCACGGAGAAAGCUCGGCCGUGUGGCGAAGGGCUAAAUGUGGUUUGGGUGGCGCGGGUUUGGGCUGGGGCGACUCCUGGGGACCGAGCGGGCCCGAGCCCCUGGAGCUGGGGAGGCCUCGGCCGUGGCCUCCCGGCGCGCCCCCCGCCCCCGGCCGCGUCCGGGCUCCCCUCCGGGUCUGAUGUCGCGCGCUUGCGUGCUGCGGCCAGAGCGCCUGACCCAGAGGCCGGCCCCAGAAAACCCCGAGCGAGUAGGGGGCGGCGCGCGGGGAGGGAGGAGAGCCGGGGGCGUAGUGGGUUGGUGGGUGUUGGGGGUGGAGAUGUAGAAGAGGUGACGCCGCGGCCCGGCGGGCGCCAGACCAGCGGACGCGGUGCCCGCGGUUGCAACCGGAUCCCGGGCGCUGCAGCUUGGGGAGGCGGCUGUGCCGAGCGGCGGCCGCGGAGACACCCAGCCCCAACCCCAGCGGCUCGCCGCGCCGGGGCCGGCGGAGGGCAGCGGCCGAGCGGCGCGAGGCUGGGGGCCCGCGGGCGCGGCCGCGCGCCGCCGGGAGGGAGGCUGGGGGGCCGGGGCCGGGGCCGCGCCCCAGAGCGGGUCGGAGGCCGGGGCCGGGGCCGGGGGGCGGCGGCUCCCCGCGCGGCUCCAGGGGCUCGGGGGCCCCGGCAGGGCCCCGGCGGGGCCAUGGCAGCCGGGAGCAUCACCACGCUGCCCGCCCUGCCCGAGGACGGCGGCAGCGGCGCCUUCCCGCCCGGCCACUUCAAGGACCCCAAGCGGCUCUACUGCAAAAACGGGGGCUUCUUCCUGCGCAUCCACCCCGACGGCCGAGUGGACGGGGUCCGGGAGAAGAGCGACCCUCACAUCAAACUACAACUUCAAGCAGAAGAGAGAGGGGUUGUGUCUAUCAAAGGAGUGUGUGCGAACCGUUAUCUUGCUAUGAAGGAAGAUGGAAGGUUACUGGCUUCUAAAUGUGUUACGGACGAGUGUUUCUUUUUUGAACGAUUGGAAUCUAAUAACUACAAUACUUACCGGUCAAGGAAAUACUCCAGUUGGUAUGUGGCCCUGAAACGAACGGGGCAGUAUAAACUUGGACCCAAAACAGGACCUGGACAGAAAGCUAUACUUUUUCUUCCAAUGUCUGCUAAGAGCUGAUCUUAAU
Equus quagga is the source of this 1228-nucleotide messenger RNA. RefSeq names its product fibroblast growth factor 2 (gene FGF2). Gene Ontology annotation, molecular function: fibroblast growth factor receptor binding; growth factor activity. The record is from RefSeq and is a predicted model, not a curated record. Gene Ontology annotation, biological process: cell differentiation; regulation of cell migration; positive regulation of cell population proliferation. Lineage: Eukaryota; Metazoa; Chordata; Mammalia; Perissodactyla; Equidae. Gene Ontology annotation, cellular component: cytoplasm.